Messenger RNA from Amoebophrya sp. A120, 4669 nucleotides. The record is from the annotation of a GenBank genome assembly. Lineage: Eukaryota; Dinophyceae; Syndiniales; Amoebophryaceae.
CGUUUCUGUAUGUCCUAGAAGGGAGCAGAGUUCUUGGUAGCUGCGGCUGCAGUCCAGGCGUAUUCGUGCUUUACCAGGCGAACCAAAUUAUGGUGCAACUGAAAGUGGGUACGCGGCCCUCCAGCGGGUCGACGGCGAAACUGCGGACCGUCCAUGCAGCCCCUAUGCCCGGCUCCGCGGUCCGGGCGCGGCAGCUCAGUCGACCCGGAACGGCGAAUCGUGCGGUGGUGUCAAGUACGAUGUUGCCACCGAUCGACAUCCAGCCGGGACAGGAGGACGUUAACUUCGCUGUUGGAACUACGGUUGAACAUCACCAGGAGCCGCUCCACUCUGGUGAGGAAAACGCGUCUCGAGAGCUGGAAGAUUCUUCCGCAGGCAGAACCAACCACGACAGGUUUUUCCUGGCGGAGGACAGCCAAGACCUCGAUCAGAGCGCCUCCUCCGCGAGCCGACACCACAGCUCGACGCAGGAGAGCCGGCCUGGGACGCACAGAAAGAAGAAAAAGUACAUUAUCGAGAAACAAACAUCUCUACGCGAGCUCAUCGGGGACCAGGCGGUGGUCCGCCCGGAUUCCCGCGCAUCAGAGACCUUCGAGCAGCUGUUCUCACCGGAAAUCGCAAAAGAGUUGUACGACGCGCUGGAAUCGGUGCAAAGGUUGACUCACGACAGGGUAGCGGAUAGCGAGUACCGGAUUUCCAAAUUGCUGCACCAGAGCCCGGCACUGCGGCAGCAGCUAGAAGAUACGGUGGUGAAUCAGCGCGCGGUCGGACACCAAGCGGGCCAGCAGCGAAACCAGCAGGACAUGUUGAACAAAAAUGCGUACAAUACCCCACCGGACUUGUCACGGCCAGGCACUGCUGCGUUUGUCACUUCCAGUGCAGACGAGGGGGUAGAGAUUUUCGAAAAUCACAAUUAUGACCAACAGAUUCCUCACGACGGUCGCGGACCGCUAGAUGCCGAGCGGUCUUUCCAGGAGCACUUGUCGCUGAUGGAGUACGACAAAGAUCCCGCACAGAGCCAGAUCGUACCGGUCACACCAAUGUACGACCCUGCAGCACACCAGCAAAGUUUCCACACCGCCUCCAUCAUUGCGACGCACGCUGCGUUGCGCGAGCAUUUGACUUCACGUGGCGGGAAGAGCAAAAUCCAAGCGGGUGAGACCACGGAGCUAAACUUGGACCCAGUCGCGCUGCAAAAGUACAGCAUCCCGGGUGGUGGCAUCGAGUGGGACAAGGUUGAGAAAUUGAUGGGCACGGAAGCGAGGCUGCGGCAGAAGCGGCAGCAGGAGUUUCGGGUGAAAAAAACAACCGAGCGGAACCGAGCGCUGAAGAUCCGCAUGAAAGCAGACUUGGAACUUGCUGCCAGCAAUGCGGAAAAGCUCGGAGCGACCGACGGCGCCGACAUCCUCCCGAACGUCGUGCAAGAUGAGCGGGUGAAGCGUAUUGAGAGGCCAGCGAGUCGGAAUCGUACCUUCACCACGGAGCGCCGCGAGGUGCCACGGUUAAACAAAGUCCCACUUGCAGAGGAAUUCCGACGGAGCGAUUUAGGUAUGAAUAUGGUUGCGAUGGUUGUAUUUGAUAUCGCCUCUAUUUGGAAUCGGCGAUCUUCUUUCGCACUUGUGAAUGAGAAUGACGUUAGCAAUGAGAUCGAAACACACACCUUGCAGGCUUCGCGGAACCGCGCCUCGUCCGGCAAAUGCACGGCGUGUUUUCGCCGAAGAGCGCGCCGUACUACCUGCGCAAGAGCACGGCGGAGGGGGAAACGACUGACGAAGAGUGGCAAGAGUUCGCGCCGCGGACGGCUGCUAGCGAGCUUGCGCCGCCGAGGUUGGUGCGUGCCGGGCGUUUUGUGGACCAUUUCCCGCAAGGGCCGCAAGAUUUAGUCUUGCAAGGCUCCGGGUGGAAGCCGCUAGUACAACAGCAGCCACUCGCGAUACCACAGAUAGCAAACAACCGGGCCGCUGGAGCUGGAGGGCCGAGUACUCGAACAAUGACCGCCCCGGCGCGGCAACUGAACACGACGAAAACGGAGAUGAUUCAAAUCGCCCUACCGCCCGAACCGAGGGCCGUGCACUUCCGCGAAGAGGUGUCGCAGGAAUUUCCGUCGAUUUCCUCCGCGGCUCCGUCGCCCGCGUCCCCGGAGCUGCCCUUCAGCCCGUCGCCGCAGAAGCCCUUAGGUGCGCUGAAUGCAGGGACGUCGCCGAGCACCCUGGUUGCGAAUGCCACGCCGCUUGGCGCCGUGCGGAGUCCGUCGAAUUCGCCUGUGAAAAAGCCCCGCGCACGGCCGGCUUCCAGUCCGGCGGAAGGAAUGAGUCAGCAGUUGCCGCCGAUGCCGAUGUAUCCGCAGGAGCCUGAGGGAGUGGGUGUGGAGCUGGAGAUCGUUCCCAUGCAGAGGCCGAGGAGUAGCGAGACGCCGCCGCCGCGACGUCCGAGCACCUCCCCCGAGCGCCCGCGUUCUGUAGACGAGCUGGCACAACCAAAAAAGCGGCCGAGCACCGCUUUUUCGGAAAGUCUGUUGUCCGCACGGGGAGAGACGAACCGGCUGCACUCAGCUCGGGGACACUACGAAGAAGCGCUCGUGCAAUCGGUAUGCCAUGUGGACUACGUUGCAUAGGUCGAUGAGUGUGAUGAAUGUUUUUCUGUUGGCAGAAAUUGUGUUUUUUGCGCAGCAAGAUGGGCUUUUCAAAAUAAAAACAGAUGACGCCUCAGCGGAGGGAAAUGCUAACGCCCGGGAGUAGGCUAGAUCGCGGCGGCUACAGGCCUGAUAUUCCAGCAUUGAAGCCAAAGGAAGCACAACUGCAAUGGACCAAAGAGUUCUUGGAGGAUCGCGGCGAGUACGAACUUAUGUUUGUCGUAGUUGUGCUUACAGAGACUGAAGUAGUUGUGAAUCGGAGUCAGAUGCUAGCUUUUGUGCUCAGCUUGAUAUAGAAUUUCCGUUGCUCCCUCCUGCAAGUGUGAGUUUUUCCAAAUCGAAUCACCCACUAGGCCCGUGGUAGCCGAAGUAGACCCAGACCCAGGCUCAAGCGCCCCGAUGUCUCCGACCACCUCUGCCAUCGAUCGCAGCGUGGAAUUCGAAGCUCCGCCGCAAGCGUCGCUCUCCGACGUGGACAAAAUGUCCGACCUGCCGGUACCUGCACAGGAAACCGGAUCGGAGAAGACCAGUCCCCGGUCGCGGCACUCGUCUUCUAAAGAGGGGUCGAAGCAGGGCUCCCCCCGGCCGCCCCAAACGUGGAUCGACGCGGUCAACUCGCGGGGACCCUCGCCGCAGGAUAUCGACGUGGCGAAAGAAAUCAUUUUGAAGCCGGUACUGGACCGCGCCGGCGUGACGGAGGACCCAGAAGUUGGGGAUGAGGAAGCUGUUGCGGAAGUUGUAGAGCCACGGCCAUCCACGCCCAGUAAGGCACUACAGUCAGCCGCUAGUUCCCGACCGGUGAGCCGCGGGACCAGCGGAACGCCCUCGCGCCCGGUCAGUCGUGCCGAUUCCUCCCGUCCGAUCAGCCGUGGCGAAUCGCAGGGAAAGCUCGUCAUGCACCCGCGACCGGGCGGCGGCUCGCAGCGGUCGACACCCGUGAAUUCUCCCCGGCGGUUGUCCAAGGAUCGAGCUAAGGCGUCCCGCACGGUGCAAGAUUUGGAGGAACUGGAGCGAUUGGAAAAAUUGGCACAGGAACAAGACUACUCGAUCGAGUUCCCGCACCCGGAGAAGAUGGAAGUCUCCAUAAGUACCGAAGAAGGGGCGACGUCCGUGCGUGUACAGAAGAUCCGCUCCAUGGUGCUCAAGGAAAUUCAGGAGAAAACGAAGCCAACGAAGCUACUGGAAAACGUCAGCCGGGACAACAGUAAGAGUCUUGGGGCGUUUUUCGUUUUCAGUCCUGAUUGUUUUUGCUACGCCAUAGUCAUGUGCACCUGUAAUGCUAACGGACUUUUCUCAAUAGUUUUGAACUCAAAACUCACAGUCGGCCUCCCGGACAAGAUCCACGACUACCUCUCGUUUCCACUGUACAAGCGUCAGCCGAACCCGGUGGAUCUGGAGCAUUCCGUGGAAAUGGACAUUUGGUACCUGCUUUUUGCAAUGGCGAUAAUUUUUGUACCGUUGUGCUGCUUUCUCGGAUAUGAAGCAUGCUGUUAUUUGAACAGACUGCUCAAGAUGAAUAUCACAAACGCAAACACUAGGUUACGGAAGGGCUGGAACCGCAAGGAAAAGUGGGAGAUCAAAACCGAUCCUGUGGACAGGUUUCUGGCGGGCGCGGGGCAGGGAAAAUUUCAUCGGACCCGGUAGGGAAAAGCAUACAGAGAAUAAAGCACACAAGUUGUUCAUUGCAGAGAAUACAGCCAAUGUUCUUAUUUUCAUUGUCACGAAGCUCUCGGAAAAAACUAAGAUUUGACGCGAGAAGCAACCUGCUGCGCGAAAAGACGGAUCAAAAAGCGCACGGUCAACAGUUUCAAGAUGAUGUAGAUGUUGCAGCAAAGAAAGACUACAUUAAGUAAGUACUUUACUUGAUACUUCACCUGGCAGAGUCGGGAUCACGGGGACACAAAUUGAAGUAACUCCUCGUGAGUACAACUGGUAUUUGUGUCCCAAAGUGCUGAGUUUUAGAAGGUUGCGCUAAGGAUUUCGGUAUUCAUUGCAAAUGGCCCUGCAGAGUUUGCGACAAAUCGUGAAAUGUUGAAC